UCUCAGAUUAAUUGAAUUCUAAAGCAACGUAACAUCACAUUGAUUGUGUUUCUAUUUUGAUUGUUUUGUUUUCUCAUUAAAUUGACAAUUAACUAAUUAGAAAUGGACGAUCGAUACAAUUAUCCGCCAAAUUAUCCACCAAGAAAUGACCUAAUAGCCGAAGAUUUUGUCACCAUUCAGACACCAAUGGACAACCAGGAGAACAUGUCACCUUACAUUUACAAUCCAACACCCUCACAAUAUAAUCCUUAUUAUGUUCCAACACCGACACCAAUGGUACCAUCUCCAUCACCUUCUUCCGUUUUCUCCCCAGCAACACCGACCGGUGACAUAAACACGGAUCCCUUUUACUCAUCAGAUGGUAUUGAUGAUCCUUUUGCCGGUGAACCUCCGCUAUUAGAGGAAUUAGGAAUUAAUUUCGAUCAAAUUAUGCAGAAAACAUUAGCAGUUAUAAUUCCCUUUAAGAAAACGGAACAAAGUAUUCUCCAUGAAAGUGAUCUUACAGGUCCAUUGGUGUUUUGCUUUGCCUUCGGAAUGUUUCUCCUUUUAUCGGGAAAACUUCACUUUAGUUAUAUUUAUGGAAUUGGAAUUGUUGGUUGUUUAUCUGUUUAUUUUCUACUCAAUCUUAUGUCUCCCGGUGCAACAUCGAUCACAUUGAUCUGUACGGUUUCCGUUCUAGGCUACAGUUUACUUCCGAUGGUCGUUCUUUCAGGAUUAUCUGUUAUAUUCAAUUUAAGCACCGGUGUAAUUGGUAAAUUUUUCGCCAUCACAGCAGUUCUUUGGUGUGCUUUAAGUGCCUCUAAACUUUUCGUCACAGCCUUAGCCCUACAGCGACAACAACCACUAAUUGCAUAUCCAUGUGCACUUCUUUACGGAGUAUUUGCCCUUCUAACAGUCUUUUAAACCCAAUGGACGAUUAACUGUCAACUGUUAACUCAAUUAACGCAUCAGAAACAAGAAUUGGGCAAAAAUGCAAAAUCAGUUGAACAUUUUACUACGAAUAUUUGUAAAAACAACUUAUAAUCAGAAUAAGAAAAUCAGACCAAUAUGAUUAUCUUAUUUGUUCAACUAAUAGAAUUAAUCUCUUCCUUUCUACCAUAUAUUCCUUUUUGUUUUCUCUUUCUAUUUAAAUUUAAUUCUUAUCAAAUUAAUCAAUUGAUUAUCAUAAUUAUCUUCUUAAAAGAUUAUGAUUCUCUACCCUUUGUGUACAGGUUUAAAAACGAUAAAAAUGCAAACUUAUCAAUUUAAA
This is a messenger RNA of Panonychus citri (citrus red mite), 1249 nucleotides long. RefSeq names its product protein YIPF5-like. The record is from RefSeq and is a predicted model, not a curated record. The transcript is spliced from 2 exons. NCBI's taxonomy places the organism in Eukaryota, Metazoa, Arthropoda, Arachnida, Trombidiformes, Tetranychidae. Gene Ontology annotation, cellular component: trans-Golgi network. The coding region runs from base 103 to 903 and encodes 266 amino acids. Gene Ontology annotation, biological process: vesicle fusion with Golgi apparatus; endoplasmic reticulum to Golgi vesicle-mediated transport.